This is a messenger RNA of Aaosphaeria arxii CBS 175.79, 647 nucleotides long. RefSeq lists its product as uncharacterized. The record is from RefSeq and is a predicted model, not a curated record. NCBI's taxonomy places the organism in Eukaryota, Fungi, Ascomycota, Dothideomycetes, Pleosporales. The transcript has a single exon. Bases 87 to 542 code for a protein of 151 amino acids.
ACGAUCAAUCAUUGGGUGCUGGGUGACAACAACCGGUGGGGUUGUAGCAAACAUUUUCUUGAUCUGUAAAGUAGAUAGGUAUAAGGAUGGUUUUCAACACAUACAGCAACCUGUUCUCUGCGACUAGCAUUACUUCUAUGUCGCCGGGUACUAACGGAAGAGCUUAUCCUGUUCUGCUAUGUUCAUGGCAUCUUCCCAGCAUUCACUAUCCGGCCAGCCUUUUAGUUGUACGCAGUACUGUUCUUGCAAACCCUGGCGAAAUAUGCUUGUUCUGUGGGCAUAGACAAGUUCAAAUCCGGAAUGUUCAGUAUGCCCGUGAUCCUGGCUGCCUGGUUCGAAACUUUGUGUACUCACUCUCAACCCCGCGCGCUAAGGCGUUUGGAAUGGCCCGUGGACCUAAAAGGCCGGCCUAUCAUUAUGGGCCGACCUUUGGUCCCGUUUUUUUCGUUCUCUGUAGCUUGUAUUCGGCAGAGAGCUGUACGGCUUUAUGGCUUUACGGCAUUAUCUCUGGAAAGGUUCAGUGGACGGUUCGGCUGGCAUGAAGAAAAUUGUAGUCAAGUGGUACGAUGCGGUGGCCGAAAUCAUUCAUUGCAGUGCAAAUGCCAAUAUAUAUGUAGUUGCCUGCUACAUAGCUACAUCCAGUUUUA